Messenger RNA from Thalassophryne amazonica, 1378 nucleotides. Its product is annotated as hydroxysteroid 11-beta-dehydrogenase 1-like protein. Gene Ontology annotation, molecular function: oxidoreductase activity. The coding region runs from base 43 to 906 and encodes 287 amino acids. The record is from RefSeq and is a predicted model, not a curated record. The transcript has 6 exons. Lineage: Eukaryota; Metazoa; Chordata; Actinopteri; Batrachoidiformes; Batrachoididae. Gene Ontology annotation, cellular component: intracellular membrane-bounded organelle.
CUGAACACACUCAGAAAGCUUCACCACGAACAACUUUUCAGCAUGAAUUUCUUGGCAAAAUUUUUAAUAGUUAGUGCAGUUGUUGCUUUCAUAGCUGUGAAAUGGACUGCGCCCAGAUUUCAGGAAGAAUCACUCAGAGGGGCUAGGGUCCUGGUAACUGGGGCCAGUAUGGGUAUUGGUGAACAAAUCGCUUAUCACUAUGCCCGUUUUGGAGCCCAGAUAGUAAUAACUGCGAGGAGAGAGAAUGUGCUGAAAGAGGUGGCUGAUAAGUGCUUGAGCUUGGGAGCCCAGAAAGCCCUUUAUAUAGCAGCAGACAUGGCCAGUGACUCAGAGCCUGACAGAGUGAUAAGAUUUACUCUCGACAAGCUUGGAGGGUUGGAUUACCUGGUUCUCAACCACAUUGGGGUCACCCCCUUCUCUAUGUGGGAUGGAGACGUAGACCACAUCAGGUGGCUGAUGAAGGUCAAUUUCUUCAGCUAUGUUCAGAUGGCUUGGGCUGCUUUGCCUUUUCUUGAACAAAGUAAAGGCUCACUGGUGGUAGUUUCAUCUCUUCUAGGUAAAAUAUCCACUCCUUUCACGGCACCUUAUACCUCAACAAAAUGGGCUUUGAAUGGUUUCUUUGGAUCCCUUCGGCAUGAGCUGGCUAUGAAGAAGAGUAAUGUAUCCAUCUCUAUAUGUACACUGGGGAUCAUUGAUACUGAAACGACCAUGAACAAAAUCAGGGGUGUCAUGAAUGUUACAGCGUAUCCAGCCUCAGAAGCAGCCAUGAACAUCAUCGUUACAGGAGCUACGAGACAGUCAGAGCUCUUCUACCCUUGGUUCACACAACUUGUAGUUAUUUCCAAAGACUGGUGGCCUUCCCUCUCAGAUUUUAUCAUCCGCAACUCCUACACCAUCAUCCCGUGAGAAAUGGUGUGUUUAAGGCACCCUAGAAGUGUGAUUAAAAAUACUGUAUAAUUUUUUUAUUUAAUUAACUAAGAAAAGGACAGUGAUCCUUAUUUGUUUUGAUGUCUGUUUUAUUGAAGACAAUAUGAACCCAAGAUAUUUCAUGUUUUGUGUGGUCUUCUUCAUUUAAUUUAUUUAUGUAUAUCCAUUCCUGCACGUCCAUUACGCACGUCAACACAUUCCAAAAAAAGGUGGGUGCUGAAACAUUCACCACUUUGUAAUGAUGCCAUUACUUCUCAUAACACUUAAGAUGGCACCAAGCAGAUGUACAAUAAUGCAGAAAGGAUGGCAGAAAAAUGCACAAAUAGUACCAAAAAUGCACAUUAGUGGCAUCAGCCAUGUUAACAGGACAAAGUGAAUGUCACGUGACAUAGAAUCCACCAAUGAAAUGACAAGGAUCUAUUUAGGCGUCUCAUGAAACAGUUUGCUACUG